Symbiodinium necroappetens is the source of this 3870-nucleotide messenger RNA. NCBI's taxonomy places the organism in Eukaryota, Dinophyceae, Suessiales, Symbiodiniaceae. The record is from the annotation of a GenBank genome assembly.
AUGCGUGUCCCGGCUGCAGUGUAUGUAAACAAACAGGCACAUUUCGCAGAUCCUGCAUUUGCAGAGUGGGAUCUUUUCGAAAGCUGGAUGGAGGGGAAGAUUUGGCGCGACGAGUUCGACUUUGUGAAGCUGCUGACUCCAGGCGGGUGGCCACAGACCGCGAAGGAUGCUCCACCUCCAGUGGUCAGUCCUCAGCCUGAAGUGGAAGAGGAGGUGGAACGGUAUUUCCUACGCUGGGUCCUGCAUUGCUGGCAGCCUUUGCAAGACCUCUUUGUCGACAAGAACGCCGAGCAGGUCGGUUCCAAGCAACCCAGCGGGAGCGGCGAGAGAAAGUCCCGGAGUGUCGCGGCAGAAGACUUCACUCGAUUUCUGCAAGGCCUUCGGUUCAAGGCUGAUGCCCGGACCUUGGUGCGGCUCAUCUUCCAAAGGUGCGAGGUUGAGGACCAGCACCGGCUGCGAGAAGGUGUGGAAAGCAUCACUCUAUCACAGCUUCAGAGUUUUCGUCAGAAGGCGGAAGCCAAUCUCUUGAAGUGCUUCUGCGAAGCCCUGAGGAAGACCCGGGGCACUGUGCUGCGGGCUUGGCGGUUAGAUCUCGAUGUUCGAGAUUGUCAAUUGAGUCAAAGGAGUACAUGUGUCGGAACAUGGACGUGCCUGCCUGCAUUGCGUCAGAUCUGUAAUCGAUGCGAAGUGAGCUCGAUCUCCUUUCAGCCGGAUGUUCCAUGUGAGUCACUCUUUGCCACUCUCAUCCCGUCCGCGGCUGCAUGCGACGCCAUGCGCGGAUGUGCUGCGCCCGCUGCUCGAGCAGCUUGGCGCCUGGGCCGCUGCGGAGCUUUGCUGAGUCUGCCUCAAGGCGGAUUCAUCGCUCAGGCCAGGGGGCUCUCGGCACAAGACUUCGAGGCUCUGUCCAUCAGGGAGCUCCAGGAUCUGGCGAGACAGCGCGGGGUGGACCCGGAGGACUGCUUUGAGAAGCGCGAUCUGGUGGAGAAGUUGAGGAAGGUGGCUUCCGGAAAGACAACUUUCAGCACGUGCCAAGCAGAUCCCAGCACCGGUGAAGUCGCGGACGAGGAGGUGGCCUCCAUGUCAAUCACCGAGCUGCGCGCUCUCAUCCACGAGGCUGGUCUGGGCUCCCGGGAUCUCCUGGAGAGGAAUGACUUCCUGCAGAGGGCCAAGGAGGCGCAGAAGAUUCUGAGGACCAAGGCGAAGACCGAAGAGUCGACUUCGAGAAAGGCGAGCUCGAGUAAGGCAGCGACCGGGAGCUCGACCAAGGGCCAGUUGCCCUGGGAUGUCCGGCGCUACCAAGAGCUGGAAAUCGUGCUGUUUGCUCGAGGAGGUUGCCCGCAUUGUGUUGCAGCGUUUGAGCUGCUGAAGCGACGUGGUCUGCCAAACUUCGACUUGCAAGAUGUGGAGUGGUCGAAAGAGGCGGUGCAGGAGUUCCGGCGAUUAGGCGGCAACGGAGUUCCGUUUUUCUAUUCGAAGAGGACCGGGAAGAGUUUGUCGGGCUGGAAACCCGAUGCCACCGAUCUGGAGUGGCUCGUGCAGCGCCAUGGAGUCGUGCAGCGGUCCGACCUGGAGCGUGUAUGCAGAGUUGUAGGCUGCGGUGAUGAUGCUGCGUCAGUUUGGCAGGCGUUGAGACCUUCUGGCGGGCCGCAGCAUCCGCUCGAGAUCUGUGAUCUUGCGCCUGCCGAGGCAGCGAACCUCUAUGCUUUCACCGAGGAAGUAUUCAAGCUGUUGGGGUAUCAUCUCAACCGCGCGUGGGGUCUGCUGAGCAACGGGUCUUCAGCAGCUGCAGAGGUAAAAUCCAUCAACUCGGAACAGUUCCAACAGGCAUACUCAAGGCUUGGUCUGACUGGAGAUGCAGGCUUGAUCUACCGUGGUUUGGUGAGCUUCAACAAGGAUGGAUCCGAAGGCAAGCUCUGGAAGGAAGAGCUUGACUAUGCUUGGUUCUUGACCAUCAAGUUGGCGCGGCACAACUUGGGCUCUUUGGUUGUUGAAGCACUGGCAGCGGAUCUAGACCUUAAGUGGGAGUGGUGGUGGAGUUGCUUCGGCUGGAUUGCCCAUGCAGGUGCAGGUGAGCUUGCCGGGCUGAAGCUGUUGAUUCCUGGCACUUUCUACAAUCUGUCAGGGUGGGGAGUCCGACGCGCCUGCACAGUGCUUGGACUGGAAUCCCGUCAACUCAUCCUCCUGCACGACGACAUAGACCUUGAGUGCUUCUGCUGGGCAAUUCGAUCUGGGGGAUCUGAUGGAGGAAACCGCGGUGUGCGAAGCGUUUUUCAAGCACUGGACCCUGGAGUGAAGAGGCUGCGGAUAGGGGUCGGGCGCCCUCCCAGUCGCGAUCCGACGGCAGUCGCCGGUCACGUGCUCGCGGCCGUGGACCCAGAGCUCCUCCAGCGCUGGAGAACGGCAGCGCGCACCGGCGAACUGCUGGAGAUCCUCGGCCUUGGGCCCGGAGGCUCCUCACAGGGGGGCCCUCCGGGUCGAGGCUGCCACCAUCCGGACAGUGCCAGUGCAUCAUCGGCCACAUGGCUGGGAGGCCUCUGGGAGUCGACAUGCCGCGCAGCUGCUGACCGCAUUAGGCUUCUGUGGCGAAGUGCCGCGAAUGGCAAGUUGUGCCCAAUCGAGGUGCCGAAGGUGGUCCUCACGGCUGAUGAUUGCGACCCUUCCUUGCUCGUGCUGGAGCCUUGCAGUUGGGACGAGGCAGUGACCCUGCCCUCUGCAAAAAGGCGCUUUUCAUUCCAGCUGCCCUCCACAAGUGAGCCGGGCUGCUUUCUUACGUUCCGGCUGCCAGAGGGCGAGAAAGUAUCGGUGCAGAUGCCCGAGGGGUUGCAGGGAGGCGAGACGGCAAUGGCGACACAGCGGCCGGAUGGCAAAUGGCGGCUCACAAGGAAGCCGACGCACUUCACUUUUGCCGUGCCACCGGGAGCGAAGCCCGGUCAGGUUCUGAAACCCCAGCUGCCAGAUGGAACCUUCCUGCAUUUGGAGCUGCCGGAGAACGUGCAGCCUGGCCAUCUUGUGGAGCUGAAGAACCUCGAGGGCACAUGGGCUGUGGUUCGCAUCGUCGAGCUCUUGCAGGUGGCCCGCAACCCUCCUCAAACUGAGACUCUUCGAGGAUCCUACUUGGCAGCCUUGGAGCACCUCCGCCAGUCUGGCGGACUCAGGGCCCUGCAGGCCGAUACUGAUGGCAUGCUUGUGGUCAACGUACCCUUUUGUGGGCGCUUCCAAGAGUAUGCCAUGCUCGGCAACUUCCUGGCCGAGCACUGUUUGACUUUGCCUGGGGUGAAGGGGAUCCGGAUCUUCGCUACAGACAGCCAGGACAAGUACCACUACGACUGGGCGGUUGCCAAGCGUUGGUUUGCAGAGUUCCAUCCACAAAUUGAGGUCCAACUGUCGGUUCGCGACCUCCACAUCGAUUCGCUGCCGAGGGCAGCGCUCACUGUGGCCACACAUCCCGAAGUUACACGAGGGGGAACUUGGUUUCCCAUCAUCGGGUCCAUUGUCCGUGCGGCGGCAAAGGGGACAUGCCUUUUCGGUACCUUCUUCGAGGAUGAGGCCACGACGCUGACCAACAUGGUGAACAUGUACAAGACGAACGACCAGACGAGCUGCGAGGUUUCAGAGAACCAAUACUUCAUGACACCAGAGAGCAAGGAGACUUUCCUGCUUGCACCCGUCCUGGCCAUGCUGUUUGUCGCCUUCUACUCCAGGGAAGCAGACGGCUUCGAAGCCCAGUCCUUUCGGGAUGCAGCGCAUUGCCGGCAUGGAUUUGCAGUUCAACGUGUGGAGUUCGGUCGAGCGAAGUCGGCCGGCGCGGGUCGAAGGCAGCAAGACUUCGAGUGUCCUUCGUUUCAAUUCGUUUCCACCAUUGACUUCUGA